Messenger RNA from Salvelinus fontinalis (brook trout), 6307 nucleotides. It is a transcript of the gene cttnbp2, whose product is annotated as cortactin binding protein 2. Gene Ontology annotation, biological process: regulation of synapse organization. NCBI's taxonomy places the organism in Eukaryota, Metazoa, Chordata, Actinopteri, Salmoniformes, Salmonidae. The transcript has 22 exons. The record is from RefSeq and is a predicted model, not a curated record. Gene Ontology annotation, cellular component: glutamatergic synapse. The coding region runs from base 482 to 5362 and encodes 1626 amino acids. Gene Ontology annotation, molecular function: protein binding.
GGCUGUUGGCAUGCAACAACAAUAAAUCCUCAGGUUUAUGACUAUGUGAUUCACAAAUCCACAGUCAUGGGAAGGGUAAAUAGGUAAUUUAGGCAGUAGACACGGUGGGGUUCCUGUUCAGAAAUAGGGCACAGCCUUGGCUACACUCCUAUUUAGCUUUCAAUCACUCUUUAACGACCGCGCAGCGCACCUCAUUUCAAGUUGCGAACGCAUUAUUCGCAUCUGGAAUACGCCUUGGGUCCACGCCUACUGACCAAUUUCCCCCUCUACCAACCUGCGUGCCCGAAAAACGCCACGGUCCGGUCUAGUCUAGACCGUCUCGUACGCGGAGGCGCAUUUUUCUCUCUCGUGUUAUACAAAUUUGAGGCUACAGUCGUAUGUGAGAUUUGCAUUCAGCAGCGUAAUAGUUAAAGCGGUACCGAAUGCGUUGUUUUAUGUUCUGUGUGGUGCCCUUACUCCAGCAGACCGCUACAGUAGGAAGAUGGCGUCGGAGGGAGCGAGCGGGGAGCAGCCUCCUCCGGUACAAACACUGGCAACCACAGUGCUUGGAAGUGUCGAAGCGAAAUGUGAGUUUAACAUGGAUAAUCUGAGCAAGCCGGAGCUCCUGACCCUGCUCAGCAUCAUGGAGGGAGAGCUGGAGGCCCGGGACCUGGUCAUAGAAGCCCUGAGGGCGCGGCGGAAGGAGGUGUUCCUGCAGGAGCGUUACGGCCACUUCAGUCUGACCGACCCCUUCCUGGCCCUGCAGAGGGACUUUGACUCUGUCCCCGGGGUGGACAAGGAGCGCCGGCCGGUGGGCUCCAGCCCCAUCGCAGUCCUGGAGGCUGUCAUGGCCCACUGCAGGAAGAUGCAGGAGAGGAUGUCAGCUGAGCUGGAAGCUGCCGAGAGCAGACAAAAGAGGCUGCAGCUGGAGAAACUGCAACUGCAGAGUCUGGAGCAGGAGCACCGUAAACUAACCGCCCAGCUGAAGGACGAGCGGGAGAAGAACAAGCACAUCGUGAUGAUGCUGGUGCGGGAGUGCAAGCAGCUGGCCACGCGCGUGGUGGAGGAGUCGCAGCGCUUCGACGAAAUCUCCGCCCGGCUGGACGACGAGGGCCGCUCGGCCGGGCGGCUGCAGGAGGAGCUGACGGCAGAGAGGCAACGCGGACAGCAGCUGGAGGCCAAGAUGGAGAAGCAACUGUCAGAGUUGGACACGGAGCGUGAGCAGCUGCGCGCCAGGCUGGGCCGAGAGGAGACGGAGAGCCUGAGCCUGCGCCGGCUGGUAGAGCAGCUCAGGACUGAACAGGGCGGUAAGGACGGUCAAGAUGUUGAAGACGGUAAAGAUGAUAAAAGGGUCUCGGCCCAACCGGGUGCUGCUGCUGUGGAUCCCACCGCUGCCACCAACACGCCACCGCCCAAACCUACGGUCUCUGUUGCCGUGGCCACGGACCCCGUCAUAUCCCGGACGGCUUCCUGCCAAACAGAUCCCGGCCCUCCAGAGGCCGAGGGGCAGAAGAAGCCGAGCCCCCUCACCAUCCCUGUCAAACCCACUCCCACCAACUACGCGGGCCUCAGCCUUCCCAAGACGCCCAGCGCAGGCCGGGGGCUGGUCCACAGUAGCUCAGGAGGACUUCCUCAAACGGGGGAGAACGGAGCAGAGGGCCAGACGCCCCACGGGGGACUUCACUCCCCAGCCCCCACUCCAGCGCUGCCCACGGGGGUGAGCCCUCGCGUCCAGGCUGCCCGCUACAAGUUCCAGGAGCAGGACCAAAAUGGCACGGCCUCCCACAGCAGCCCGCCGUCCCGCGACCUCUCCCCCACCAACCGCGACAAUUUUGCCGCCAAGCAGCAGGCGCGCCACACCGUCACGCAGGUCCUCUCGCGUUUCACCAGCCCCCCAGCAGGGGGCCCCAGCGCCCUCCGUCCCGGCCUGCCCCACUCCACCUCGGAGGGGGGCCCCUUCCCCGGCCGCCUGGGCCACCCCAUCGGCCUCAAGUCCCCCACCGUGGCCAGGAUCGACCGGGGCAACCCACCCCCCAUCCCACCCAAAAAGCCGGGCCUCUCCCAGACCCCAUCCCCUCCCCACCCACCCAUCAAAGUGGUGGGGGACAGCAGCCGCUCUCCCGGGGUGGGGUUAAAACCCGCCACGCCCCAGCUGCCGCCCAAACCUGCCCUGGACCUGGUCCCAGCCCUGACGGCGUCUCAGGUGGGUGCCUGCCCCCCCGCGAGGGGGCCGCACCAGGCCGCAUGUGCAGAGUGUCCCCCCACCAGCGCUGCCAUCACUGUCAGUAGCCCCUCCUCCAUAAAUCCCUCCUCCUCCACUAGCGCUCCAUCCCGUAGCCCCCGUGCCCCAGGCAGCCCCCUGGCAACAGCAUCAGGCUGGUGUCCCUCCAUAGUCCCCUCGCUAACCUGCGGUGGGCCCGUUGCCCUGGACGACGGGCGCCCCCUGCUCCUCCAAGCUGCUUCCCAGGGAAAUGUCACUUUAUUGUCAAUGCUGCUUAACCGAGAUCCAACGGAUAAUAUUAGUCACCUUGAAGACCACCCAACCUCCGCCUUGUUCUCUGCUGCUCAGAACGGACACACAGACUGUGUUAAGCUGCUGCUGACUUCAGGGGUGUCUGCUGAUGUUUCUGAUGAAAACGGAUUUACGCCUUUACACUUUGCCGCCGCGUUCGGACACCACAGGUGUGUGGAGGCCCUGGUGUCUGGUGGGGCUGAUGUGGAUCAUGGGGCUGUGGGUGGACAGACCCCUCUGUUCGUGGCCAGCGGAGCUGGCAGGCUGGACUGUACCAGAGCCCUGCUCAACGCCGGGGCAGACCGCUCACGAUCCACCACCGACAGCUGCACGGCUCUCCACGCAGCGGUUAGCUCGGGACAUGUGGACACUCUGCGUCUUCUCCUCUGCCACCCUCCCCCUGACCACACACACCAUGACCCUGACCACAGCCAUAGCUCUGAACAUAGCCCUGGUCCUGCCAUGGUCCCGAUCCUAUCCAGCACCUUGCUGAACCAGGCAAACUGUGAGGGCUGGACCGCUGCACACAUCGCUGCUGCCAGAGGCUUCAAGGACUGCCUGGAGGUGUUGUGUAGCCACAGUGACCAGGACAUCGAGAGGAGGGACAAGUGGAACCGCACCAUCCAUGACGUUGCCACCGACGACUGCAAAGACUUACUAGAGAACCUAUACUCCUACAGGGUGUUAGUGUGUGUCCAGUCUAGUGGCUCAGGAGAGCCCAUGUGUCCACUGGAGGUGUUGAAGGAUGGGGUGUGUGUGAGUGUGCUGGGGGGUGUGUGUAUCCACCGGGCUACGCGCUGGGCCGAGCUGAACUACGCCCUGGCCCAAGCCUUGACCUCUCACCUCCAGCUGCUCUGUGGCGACACCAACACACACCAACACACAAACCAGCCCACCAGAGAUGACACCCACCAACACACACACCUGGGACUGACCCCCGCUAGCAUGGCCUCCAUCCUCAUAGGUGACACUGUGUGGUUGCCAGGUCAGGAGCUGCCUCUGUCUCCAUGGGACCUGGUCAGGAAGCCACUGAGCCAGCACAUCACCAUCAGACUCAAAGGUCUGUCAGAGUCGUGUCUGGAUGAGCUGGCCCUGGAAUCUCUUAUCCCCCUUCAGCUGCUGCAGAACUAUGUCCGCCUGGUGGAACAGUACCGUAACAUUAUCUUCCACGGGCUGGAGGGGAGCUGUCAGGAGUACCUAGCCAAUCAGAUCUCCCGCUGCAUCAAGACCAAGCAGGAAGUGUUGGGUGUGGCCUGUGACAUCAUCAGGGUGGAGGUAGACAGGAGUCUGACUAAACAACAGCUGUUGGACACCUUCAUAACUUGUGGGUUCCUGGUCCCAGUAGGUGGUGUGUCGCUGUGUAGCGGUAGGGUGGGGCGGUGUGUGGUGGUGGUGUUGGAGGGACUAGAGAAGGCCCACUCUCUGACUGAGCUGCUGGGAGACCUGUGUGAAGGCCUGGAGAACCGUGGCACGGCCUACCUACUCCACGGCCACAUGGGCCCGCACCUAUUUCAGGAGGGAGGUUUUCUGAUUGGCACGCUGUCCAAGUCCCGCCUCAAGGGCUCAGAGCUUCGCCUCCAACAGCACUUCCGCUGGGUAACGCUGCGCUGGGACUCGGAGCCGCUGCACGGCCUUCUGGGAAGGCACCUCCGCAGGAAGCUGCUCCACAAGACGCAGGGGGGUGGCAGUGGUCAGGCUCCUGAGGGCCUGCUGGAGAGGACGGUGUGCUGGGUGAGCUGUGUGUGGCAGCAGCUGAAUGCCUGUCUGUCCCGCCUGGGGACCCACGAGGCCCUGCUAGGACCCCAGCUAUUCCUCUCCUGCCCCGUGGUGCCAAACAACACACAGGCCAUCGUCAAGUGGCUGGCCCGGCUGUGGAACAUGGUGGUGGUCCCUCGCGUGGAGGAAUCCAUCGUCUCCCGGGUGACGGUAAAGCGCUCCUCCGGCCAGCGGGUGUCGCCUAGCAACCUGUGCCUGAGCUCGGGCCAGCAGGCGGUGGUCAAGGCUGCCCUCAGCAUCCUGUUAAACAAGGCCGUCCUGCAGGGAUGCCCACUGCCACGUCACGAGAUUGACAGGCACCUGUUGGAGUUCCAAGGCGGGACCUUCCCUCUCGCAGCCAUUGGCUCCUGUAAAGGAAGUGGUGGCAGGAAGGGGCGGGACAGCGGCAUGUGGAGACGAGCUAAUACCAGCCCACGAAAGAAGGGGAGCCCCACCUCCAACUGGACCUGUGGAGGUUCUCUCAGAGAAGGGUCAUUGUCCAACACGGAUGUCCGCUUUAUCACCAACGGCAACGCUCCAAGUGUUGUAGAUGUGGACCCUGUGAGUCUGUCUCUCUGCUCUGACGAUGAGACUGAUCUGAUCAGGGAGCUGCAGACCAUGUGCUCCAGCAAGUCAGAGCCAGACAUCAGCAAGAUUGCUCGGUCCAAGGAGGACUUCAUUGUCUUCUCUGGCUCACCAAGUGGACAAUCGCCCCUCCGGAAGACCGACCAUGAAGCAACCGCUCGACCACAGACGACCGGCAGCCGCCACUCCACUCCCAGCCCCGCCCCAGGCAGCCCCGCCCAAGGCAGCCCCGCCCCAGGCAGCCCCGCCCCUAGCAACGAGAGGCGAUCAGCGUCCCGGCCCAAAUCUCAGCUCCCCGUCCCCAGCAGCAGGGGGCCGCAGCCACGAGCCAACAGCAGCAGUACUGCACCACGAACACCCACUAUGUCCGCUAACCGCAACGCGACCAGAACUGAACCAAGCAGCAGCAAAACAAGGCAGGCCCCAACCAGACACAACAACAACAACAACGUCAACGAGAACAACCAACAACACGAGGACAUUUGGAUCCUACACCAAGACCUGCAUGAAAACAACAACAACAUGAAGUAGUAGAUGAACUUCCUCCUCGUCCACCCACCUUCCUUUCCUCCCACCUCUCCGCUGUUAUAUCCCUCCAUGUUGUAGUUAGGUUUACCACGGCCUUUUAGUAUUUGUACUUGUUAUCCGUACUUGUUAAACUGUAUAACAAUUGUGUACUUGGGGACCAUAGUUUUAUGAUAUUAUACAGUAUUGAAAAAGUCAAAAAAAUCAAUUUAAAAAAAAAAAAGAGACAUUUCGCAGGGAAUUGUGUCAGAAGAAAAAGAAGACAGGAUUUACCUUUUGCGGUGAAAGUGUUUUGGAUCAAAGAAAAGAAGCAGGCAGGUUGUUUUUGCAAUUAGGUAUUUUCUAAUAUUCAAGUGUUUUAUGUUUAAAUAGUUGCAAGGUUGGUUUAAAUACUGUUGAAAUUAAUCAGGGUUUUACCAAAUAUUUGUAAAUAAGAAUUAGUAACUUUAAUGGUAUAUAGAUUGGUGUAUGUGGUAUUAUGCUUGUACAGUAAGACCUCAAAAACAAAAGCUGAAGAAAAAAAAACAUGUACAUAUGUUUGUAAUGAUAAUAAUAUGUGAAUUUGGUUCAUAACUUUUCACUUGUUUCAAAGUGAAUGGAAUGUGGCAAUAAGUACAUGGAAUUGCAAACACAGGACAUUUUUUUGCUUUUGACGGUAAGCCAUAAAUAAAUACUUUAAACUACCCACAAUUCUGCCCACGAGUCAUGGUUCGAUUAAUCCAUACACUAGGUGGAGCCUGAUACAAAUUUCAAAGCGGCAUGGUUUGUUCGCUUUAUUUUGUUCAACGUGUUUUUUUUUUUUUAAUGAAAAGUGUUAUUUUGAAUGGCCAUUGUUGAUAAAUGUACAGGAGAUAUUUUAGUCAACCUUUGGUGUUGAUCUGUAUGAUCGCUGUCUGAAGUAAUGUCCUGCUUCCUUUAAGAACAACCAUUAAAACUGCACUGUUAACCCCA